Messenger RNA from Bactrocera oleae (olive fruit fly), 734 nucleotides. RefSeq names its product larval/pupal cuticle protein H1C. NCBI's taxonomy places the organism in Eukaryota, Metazoa, Arthropoda, Insecta, Diptera, Tephritidae. The record is from RefSeq and is a predicted model, not a curated record.
GCAUGAUCGUGAAUAUUUUGCUUUCGGGAGUACACUGCUUCGGUUAAAUGCCAAAAAAACUAUAUAAGAAGCGGAUAUUCAACAGAAAGACAUCAAUCAGCUAACAAAGCUCAAAAGUCAAAAAUCGUUUUUUCUUACGAAUUCAAAACACAAAAAUUAACAAAAUGUACAAAUUGUUUGUCCUUGCUGCCCUCGUCGCCGUUGCCGCCGCUGCCCCAAGCCACUUAUAUGAAAGCCCAGUUGUGUACUCGGCUCCAGCAGCUGUUGCAUACCAAGAACCCGUCUUGGCUAAAGUUGGCUCCGUUGUGAAGAGCAUUCCCACCGCUGUCUCCCAUCAAAGCCAGUCGAUUGUGCAUAGCUCAGCUCAUGUUAUCGAGGAUGUGGUGGCACCAGUUGUGAAGACCAGCUAUGUCUCCGCUCCUGUCUUUAAGACUAUCCACUCUGCUCCUCUGGUGCACACCUCAUAUGCCGCCGCUGCCCCUGUCUUCAAAUCAUAUGGCGCGGCUCCAGUUGUGCACAGUUAUGCUGCGCCUUUGGCUUACGACACUCACUACUCAUCUUGGUAAACGGACGACAAAGGAGAAUAAAAUGGAUAAAAGAUUUUGUACACUGACUUUGUGAUAUAUAAAAUAACUUAACUGCAUACAAUAAUUAGCUAAUAACGUUGUUGACUUUUGAAUCAGCGCAUUGUUAAUAAAUUAUUUCAUUAAAUAAGUUGUAUAUUCGGACAUACA